This is a messenger RNA of Lemur catta (Ring-tailed lemur), 5981 nucleotides long. RefSeq names its product ADAM metallopeptidase with thrombospondin type 1 motif 4 (gene ADAMTS4). The transcript has 9 exons. The coding region runs from base 418 to 3036 and encodes 872 amino acids. Gene Ontology annotation, molecular function: metalloendopeptidase activity. NCBI's taxonomy places the organism in Eukaryota, Metazoa, Chordata, Mammalia, Primates, Lemuridae. Gene Ontology annotation, cellular component: extracellular matrix. Gene Ontology annotation, biological process: extracellular matrix organization; proteolysis. The record is from RefSeq and is a predicted model, not a curated record.
UCUGAGUCCUACUGACAGAGCUCUGGCUGAAUGGCUUAGAGAGCAGCCAAUCGCAGAGGCUUGGGAUGCUUGCUUAAAAGAGCUGGCACUGAGAGAGGCUGAGGAGAACCCACUGGGAGACCCGCAGACACAUAGACACAAGACAGACAGAGGAGGAAAGAGACAGAGACAAAGGCUCAGUGGAAGAAGGCAGAGACAGGACAGGCACAGAAGGAGCCAAGACAGAGUUGUACAGAGGGAGAGGCAGAGAAGCUGCGGAAGAUACAGACAGAGACAAAGAUCCAGGAAAGGAGGGCACAGGAGGAGAGUUUGGAGGAGCCAGACCCUUGGGCACCUCUCCUAAGCCUGAGGGCAAAGUUUUUUCCAUCUCCUCUGAAGGUCCCCAGCCCCUCUGAAAACUCUGCCUCUGACCUUGGCAUGAGUCCGAGCCCCCAGGCUACAGAGAGGAACUUUCCAAAGCUAGGGUGUGUGGAGGACUUGGUGCCCCAGAUGGCCUCAGUCCCUUCCAGCUGUAGCUCCAGUGCCAUGUCCCAGACAGGCUUGCAUCGCAGGAGGGGCUUGGCGGGGCGCUGGCUGUGGGGAGUCCAGCCCCGCCUGCUGCUCCCCAUUGUGCCCCUCUCCAGGCUGGUUCGACUGCUCCUGCUGCUGCUGGCCUCCCUCCUGCCCUCAGCCUGGCCGGCCAGCCCCCUCCCCCGGGAGGAGGAGAUCGUGUUUCCAGAGAAGCUUAACAGCAGCGUCUUGCCUGGCUCAGGCGCCCCUGCCAGGCUGUUGUACCGCUUGCCGGCCUUUGGGGAGACUCUGCUACUAGAGUUGGAGCAGGACUCCGGAGUGCAGGUGGAGGGGCUGACAGUGCAGUACCUGGGCUGGGCGCCUGAGCUGCUGGGUGGGGCAGAGCCAGGCACCUACCUGACUGGCACCAUCAAUGGAGAUCCGGAGUCGGUGGCAUCUCUGCACUGGGACGGGGGAGCCCUGUUAGGGGUGUUGCAGUAUCGAGGGGCCGAACUCCACCUCCAGCCCCUGGAGGGGGGCACUCCUAACUCUGCUGGGGGACCUGGGGCUCACAUCCUACGCCGGAAGAGUCCUGCAAGCGGCCAGGGUCCCAUGUGCAACGUCAAGGCUCCUGGGAGCCCCAGCCCCAGUCUCCGAAGAGCCAAGCGCUUUGCUUCACUGAGUAGAUUCGUGGAGACCCUGGUGGUGGCAGAUGACAAGAUGGCAGCGUUUCAUGGGGCAGGGCUGAAGCACUACCUGCUGACAGUUAUGGCAGCAGCAGCCAAGGCCUUCAAGCACCCAAGCAUCCGCAACCCUGUCAGCUUGGUGGUGACUCGGCUAGUGAUCCUGGGGUCAGGCGAGGAGGGGCCCCAAGUGGGGCCCAGUGCUGCCCAGACCCUGCGCAGCUUCUGUGCCUGGCAGCGGGGCCUUAAUACCCCUGAGGACUCGGACCCUGACCACUUUGACACCGCCAUUCUGUUUACCCGUCAGGACCUGUGUGGAGUCUCCACUUGUGACACUCUGGGUAUGGCUGAUGUGGGCACCGUGUGUGACCCGGCUCGAAGCUGUGCUAUCGUGGAGGAUGAUGGGCUCCAGUCGGCCUUCACUGCUGCUCAUGAACUGGGCCAUGUCUUCAACAUGCUCCAUGACAACUCUAAGCCAUGUGUCAGUUUGAAUGGGCCUGGGAGCACCUCCUGCCAUGUCAUGGCUCCUGUAAUGGCUCACGUGGAUCCUGAGGAGCCCUGGUCCCCCUGCAGUGCCCGCUUCAUCACUGACUUCCUGGACAAUGGCUAUGGGCACUGUCUCUUAGACAAGCCAGAGGCUCCCCUGCAUCUGCCUGUGACUUUCCCUGGCAAGGACUAUGAUGCUGACCGCCAGUGCCAGCUGACCUUUGGGCCUGACUCACGCCAUUGUCCACAGCUGCCACCGCCCUGUGCUGCCCUCUGGUGCUCUGGCCACCUCAAUGGCCAUGCCAUGUGCCAGACCAAGCACUCACCCUGGGCCGAUGGCACUCCCUGUGGGCCUGCACAGGCUUGCAUGGGUGGCCGCUGCCUCCACAUGGACCAGCUCCAAGACUUCAAUAUUCCACAGGCUGGUGGCUGGGGUCCCUGGGGACCAUGGGGCGACUGCUCUCGGACCUGUGGGGGUGGUGUCCAAUUCUCCUCCCGGGACUGCACAAGGCCCAUCCCCCGAAAUGGUGGCAAGUACUGUGAGGGCCGCCGCACCCGCUUCCGCUCCUGUAACACUGAGGGCUGCCCAACUGGCUCAGCGCUGUCCUUCCGUGAGGAGCAGUGUGCUGCCUACAACCACCGCACUGACCUCUUCAAGAGCUUCCCAGGGCCCAUGGACUGGGUCCCUCGCUACACAGGUGUGGCCCCCCGGGACCAGUGCAAACUUACCUGCCAGGCCCGGGCACUGGGCUACUACUACGUGCUGGAGCCACGGGUGGUGGAUGGGACCCCCUGUUCCCCAGACAGCUCCUCAGUCUGUGUCCAGGGCCGCUGCAUCCAUGCAGGCUGUGACCGCAUCAUUGGCUCCAAAAAGAAGUUUGACAAGUGCAUGGUGUGCGGUGGGGAUGGCUCUGGCUGCAGCAAGCAGUCAGGCUCCUUCAGAAAAUUCAGGUAUGGAUACAACAAUGUGGUCACUAUCCCUGCGGGGGCCACCCACAUUCUCAUCCGGCAGCAGGGGCCCCUUGGCCCCCGGAGCAUCUACCUGGCCCUGAAGCUUCCAGAUGGCUCCUAUGCCCUCAAUGGUGAAUACACACUGAUGCCCUCCCCCACAGACGUGGUCCUGCCUGGGGCAGUCAGCUUGCGCUACAGUGGGGCCACUGCAGCCUCUGAGACACUAUCAGGCCAUGGGCCGCUAGUCCAGCCUUUGACUCUUCAAGUCCUGGUGGCUGGCAACCCCCAGAAUGCACGCCUCCGGUACAGCUUCUUCGUGCCCCGGCCAACCCCUUCAACACCACGCCCCACUCCCCAGGACUGGCUGCACCGAAGGGCACAGAUUCUGGAGAUCCUCCAGCGGCGCCCCUGGACAGGCAGGAAAUAACCUCACCAUCCCGGCUGCCCUUUCUGGGCACCGGGGCCUUGGACUUAGCUGGGAGAAAGAGGAGCUUCUGCAGCUGCCUCACACUAAGACACAGUGGGGAGGGGUUGUGGGCACGAUACCUGCCCCUCCUCUCUGCCCUAAUGAGCAGGCUGGCCCUGCCCCGGUUUUCUGCCCUGGGAGGCAGUGAUGGGUUGGUAGAUGGAAGGGCUGAGAGACAGUGUCCUAUCUAAACUGCCCCCUCUGCCCUGCAGGUCACAGGAGGGAGGGGGAAAACAGAGUGGGCCCAGGCCCCAGUUGUAUUUAUUUAGUAUUUAUUCACUUUUGUUUAGCACCAGGGAAGGGAACAAGGACUAAGGUCCUGGGAAACAUGACCCCCACCCCUUAUAGCCCUCCCCUGGCUAGGAAAUCCAGGGUGGUGGUGUCAGGCAUAAGUGAUCUGUGUGCAUUUGUGUGUGAGAAAAUGUGUGUGUGCUUAUGUAUGAGGUGCAACCGGCCCUGGCUUUCCUCUUCCUGAAUUUUAUUUUCUAGGGAAACAAAAGUCAAGGGUAGGAUGGACCUUCAGGGAGUGAGGGAUUAUCAUAUUUUUAAAAUAUAAAUUGAAUUCUGCUAUUUAUGUGCUCCUUUUGGGGUCAGACAGAUGUGGGUUGCAUCCUGGCUCCACAUCUCUAAGCAUUAGUUUUCUCAUUUGCCAAUAAUAAUACCUCCCUUAGAAGUUUGUUGUGAGGAUUAAAUAAUGUAAAUAAAGAACUAGCAUAAUGCCCAGCACUUAGUAAGCUCUCAACAAAUGGCAGCUGCUGUUACUUAUUAUUAUCAUUCUGUCUGCAUCCAUCCUCCUUAGGGUCUGCAAUGCACUCGCAAGUGUCAAAGAUCCAGGUCAAUGGUGCCUCCCCUUACCCCCAGGUUCCAUUCCUUUAGUUGGCAGAACCCUAUCCUGGAAUCCAAGGGACUAUCAGAGAAAGGACGAUUCUGUCUCUCACUUCUGGUGGAUCCUAAUCACAUGAAGGAGACACAAUAAACUCUUGGCUCUGGGUGUGGUGGCACACACCCAUAGUCCUAGUUACUUGGGAGGCUGAGGCGGGAUGAUCUCUUGAGCUCAGGUGCCCAAGCCUUCAGUGAUGUAUCUGGGGACAGAAAAAAAAAAAGGCUUCAGUGAGCUAUGAUUGCAGCUGUGACUAGCCACGGCACUCCAGCCUAGGUGACACAGUGAGACCCUGUCUCUAAAAUUAAUAAAUAAAUAAACACUUGGCUACAAGUACAAUUGGCAAGAACAUGAAGGCACAAAAAUAACAAGAGCAAGAAUAACAUACAUCAACAUGAACGCAGACUUAGUUGUAAGAGUGCUAGUUGAGUGGCACGGGGAACUGUUACAGUAGAAAGAGCACCGAAGUGGGAGCCAAUGGUCUGAACUUGAGCUGGUGUUCAGCAUCUCAUUAGCUGGGUGAUGUUGGGUAAGCCACUGGUGCUGAGCCUUGGAUUGCUUAUAUGUGGAAUGGAACUAAUGAUCCCUGUUUCCACAGAGUUGUUCUGCCAACAAAUGUUAAAAUAUUUUCAGAAUAGUAAAGGCGAUAGCCACGUGACAGGUUCCCCUUACAACUGAGUAACUGGGACAAGGUCUCCUGAAUCAUCCAUUGUAAACCCAGCCAACUUCUUUGAGGAUGUGAGGUUAAAGUGGAAUUUCAUAAAAGGAACGGGACAUGGUUUGGUAGGGAAUAGGCAGGAAGGCAGAAAGAAUAACACAGAGAAGGACCUGGGGUGGGGGCAGGUGUUCGGUGGGGGCAGGUGUUCAGUGGUGGCAGAAUACUUGAAGAGAGGUAGGGUGUGCAGACAGCUCUGCUCUUCCUUCUGAGCAAGGCGACUUUGCUUGAGAAAGAACUUGGGUGUCUCGUGUGUGUCAGGGAGGGAACAGGGAUGGCAGGGAGCCCCAGCAAGAAUUUGGAGUUUUGAAUGGCAAAAGUAGGACUGCUAGGGAUUGGGGAAAGGGCUGGUUAUGGAGUAAGAGAGGAACUGUAGGUAAGGAAGACCCUGAGGUGGGGGUACAAGAGGGGAGAAUGGGGAGCCAAAGACACUUGACUCUGCCAUAGCAGGCCCAAGCUGGCUGCUAGACAUUGCUUGGGAUAUGGAGCUGGGAUUAUGGGGUUGAGGCCGGCCAUGAGGAUUGUGGUGGGUAAGUGUGCUGUGCUCACUGGAGCUGGGCUUUUCUACUCGAGUUCUGUACCAGGCAGUGCCUUACACAGCACCCUGUGCUUUAUACCACCCAGCACAGUGCCUGCUCCCUAUGCAGCAAUGAGAAAAGGGCCACCCACACUCUCUUCUCUCUGGUAAAUGUGGCUCCCACUACUGUGCCUGGCCCACUGGCCUUUCUUCUGGUCCUCCUACCAACCAGGCUGAAGAAGGUUGAAACAGGAGAAUGGGACAAGGGCAGAGUAAUCUUCACACAUUUUAUCUAGUUAGCAAAAUUGGACCACCAAUAUGUUUAUGAACCUUAAAUACUAUGAGCUCAUGGUACAAUGAGCAGAGUGUGAGAAGUAGAUGCCAGGUAAAAACAUAAACAAUAUAUGUGUUAGGUUUGUUCUAGGUGGGAACUUGAAAAGUAUGUAUGGGACAGAAUGCAGCUAAUGGAAAACUGAGGCUUGUGAAUCAAUAGCUGCAGUGGUCUGGAGAGUCCCCAGAGGUUGUAAAAUCUAACAGAGAGCUGCAGAGGCUGGCAUUCCUAUCCUCCUGAUGAGGAUGAAACUACUCCCCUCUCUUAUCGCUACAGGAUAAGACUGACCCAGGGGUUCCAGAAAUUGGUUGUUUGAAAAUAAAUUUUUAUUGCAGAGGCUGUUCUGGCCCAGGUACUCACUCCCCACUAAAAAACCCAGGGCUUUUUCCUCCCUCAGUGUGGAUGCUCUUUGGCCUCCACCCAUCUGCACCCAGAUGCCCAAAAUAAACAGCAUUUUGCUACA